Messenger RNA from Verticillium dahliae VdLs.17, 1200 nucleotides. RefSeq lists its product as uncharacterized. The transcript has a single exon. The coding region runs from base 1 to 1200 and encodes 399 amino acids. The record is from RefSeq and is a predicted model, not a curated record. NCBI's taxonomy places the organism in Eukaryota, Fungi, Ascomycota, Sordariomycetes, Glomerellales, Plectosphaerellaceae.
AUGCCUGACCUGGCUGAUCUUAUGAGUCCACUUCGAAGCCUUUCUUUGACCAAUCUAUCCAGGCCUCGCAUAGCCUCGGCAGUCUCGCUGGACUGGGACAUCGAGAGCUCGCCAAACAUCGUCCUCGGAACCGGUCUGAACAGCCCACCAUCAUUUUUGUCCGGAAAGCUUUCCCUGAACAUCAAAGGACCCCCGGUGGAGAUCAAUCGUUUUACCGCUGUUCUCAAUGUCCAUACUGUCCAGAAGAAGCCGGUCAAAAAUUACUGCGCGAAGUGCAAGGACCAGUAUUUUGCAAUUCAUUACUGGCCUUUUCUGAACCAAAGUACCGUCCUACAGAGCGGCAUUCAAACAUUUCCAUUUUCCACCCUGAUACCAGAUCACCUACCAGCCUCGAUGAAGUCACCUCUACUCUCCGUUGCCUUCGAAUUUCACGCCGAAGUCCACUACAAGUCUCAAACUAUACCGACUAGCAUGCCACGAACUGUGUCCUUCAAGCGAACCCUGACUGUCAGGCGCCAUAUUUCCAUACAACAUUGGCCUCUACAAGCGACUCGCAAUUUCCCCGCCUCAGGUAUACGCGUCAAAAGUUCCAUCGAACCUAUUAUCCGCCCUGCCGGCGCCAACAACGUUUGUCUUUUGUUGACGGGCCUCCUCGUCUCUCCGAAAAAUGGCGACAACGACUAUAUCUGGCGGUUAUGGAAGGGGGCUUGGAGGCUAGAGGAGACCAUUAAAGCCAUUGCAAUCCCCUGCGAGCGGCACCGAUGCUCAGUCCCCGAGAGCGGAAGCCAAGACCUUGUCCGCAGGACAUCCCGAACGCUUGGCGAAAACGGCGUGUAUGAUGCGUGGAAAGAAUGCGAUGCUGAGGGAAGUGCCGAAGUGGAGUUUGGUUUCGACAUCUGCCAACGCUCCAACGUCCCCGAACCGGCGUACAACCACGAUACGAAGAGCAUUGACGGUACCGAGGUGACCCAUGCACUAGUUAUCGAGCUUGUGCUUGUCAAAGAGCACUUCCCGCGGGGACAACUUCAUUUAGCAAUCCGAACGGGCGUUGGGAAAAUCCUAAGGCUGACCUAUCGGGUGGCCAUGGCCGAUGAUCAGAGUACUGCUCCAGGUUGGGUUGCGGAGAGACUACCAACCUACCAAGACGAAAGUCCAAGUCCGCCAGGAUACUUGGAAGGGCAGAAUUGGGCUAGAUCAUAA